AUGCCCCCAAAGAUCUUCAUAACCGGCAUAACCGGAUACAUAGGCGGUUCUGUAUUCCACGCUUUAAGUCGGCGCCACCCAGAGUACCAAAUAACGGCAUUCGUGCGGACAACACCUCGGAAUUUUGCCAACCUUUACCCUGAUGUUACCCUCAUUCAUGGAACGUGGGACGACCGUGAAGUCCUCACCGCUGCUGCAACGGAAGCAGAUGUAGUAAUCCAGUGCGGCAGCUCAGAUCAUCUGGGUGCAGUGGUGGCACUCCUUGAUGGAGCAUUAAGAAAGGAUAAAGCCAAGACGACGUACUAUAUCCAUCUUAGUGGAACUGCCGUGAUAUCGGACUAUGGUGACGUUGAUGGCGCCAUUUAUCGUGGAAGAUCAAAUCCAAAGGUAUAUGAUGAUCUAAUCAAUGUGGAGGAGGUGAUCUCACGACCUGAUGGCGUGCCGCACCGACAUACGGAUAAGAUUAUUCAGGAGUAUGCUCAAAAGCAUGGCGACGUGCUGAAGACAGCGAUUGUGUGCCCCCCCGAUCUUUAUGGACGUGGCUAUGGACCCGGGAAACAAGACAGUGUUUAUUUUCCUGUGUUUGUGAACGAAGUCAAGAACCUAGGAUACCCAUUCUACUGUCAUGAGGGGGGCAAUACUAGAGGCUGGGCACAUAUCGAUGAUUUAAGCGAGCUUUACACGCGAUUGAUUGAGGCCGCAGUGAACAAGGAAGGCGAAGUCAGCUGGGGCAGGGAGGCAUAUUUCUUCGCAACCACACAAGAAGCGACGCAGAAAGAUAUAGCCACCGCUACAGGCAAAGUUUUGCACGCCAAAGGUGUCAUCUCAUCCCCAGAAGCCAUAUCCGUUUCUGAAGAGACUAUAGCACCGAUGUGGAAAGAGCUCGGCAUCCCGAACGUUGCAUUCUAUCUCUUCGCGAACAACAGCCGCUCAAAGCCAUUUCGGGCUGAGAAAGAGCUACGUUGGAAACCUAGGGCGCCGACUUUGUGGCAGGAGAUUGAAAAGGAGGUUGAGGCGUGUAUAAGCUAG
Molecule: messenger RNA, 1029 nt
Organism: Exophiala bonariae
Lineage: Eukaryota; Fungi; Ascomycota; Eurotiomycetes; Chaetothyriales; Herpotrichiellaceae
Exons: 3
Coding region: 1-1029 (342 amino acids)
Source: RefSeq, a predicted model, not a curated record